CGCCCGCCGUUGCAGACAUGGCGGCGUCCCUGGGAGGGAUGUUCACCGGGCAACCUCCAGGUCCUCCGCCGCCGCCGCCCGGGCUCCCAGGCCAGGCGUCGCUUCUGCAAGCAGCCCCCGGGGCCCCGAGACCAUCUAACAGCACUUUGGUGGACGAGUUGGAGUCAUCCUUCGAGGCUUGCUUUGCUUCCCUUGUGAGUCAGGAUUAUGUCAAUGGGACUGAUCAGGAAGAAAUUCGAACUGGUGUUGAUCAGUGUAUCCAGAAGUUUUUGGACAUUGCAAGACAGACAGAAUGUUUUUUCUUACAAAAAAGGUUGCAGUUAUCUGUCCAGAAACCAGAUCAAGUUAUCAAAGAGGAUGUCUCAGAACUAAGGAGUGAACUGCAGCGGAAGGAUGCGCUGGUCCAGAAGCACUUGACAAAGCUGAGGCAUUGGCAGCAGGUGCUGGAGGACAUCAAUGUGCAGCACAAGAAGCCAGCUGAUAUGCCUCAGGGGUCCUUGGCCUUCCUCGAGCAGGCGUCUGCCAACAUUCCUGCACCUCUGAAGCAGACCUAAGCCCUCCUGCCUGUGGUGCAGCCUUGCAGUGUUGCCAGACAUGUUUCCUUACAGACCUGGCGUAUUGGAAGGACUCUGUUGGAUAAUGAGUUAGUAUUAGUUUAUGUCCCUAUUUAUAAGGUAGGGUUUCAGUGUGAAGCCGGGAUGGGCCUUGACUCUGUGAUCCCCUGCCUCAGCUCCUCUAGUCCUCUAAGUUCCUGAAUACUUUAUAAAAUACCUCGUUCUUUGAUAAAUAAAGUUUGGUUUUGUUCUUUUUU
Messenger RNA from Mus pahari (shrew mouse), 811 nucleotides. RefSeq names its product mediator complex subunit 28 (gene Med28). Lineage: Eukaryota; Metazoa; Chordata; Mammalia; Rodentia; Muridae. Bases 18 to 554 code for a protein of 178 amino acids. The record is from RefSeq and is a predicted model, not a curated record. The transcript is spliced from 4 exons. Gene Ontology annotation, cellular component: mediator complex.